AUGGGGGUUAAUGGACUAUUACAAGUAUUGAAAGAAAUACAAGAUCCUUGUUCAUUAGAACGAUAUCGAGGUCAAACAUUAGCUAUUGAUACUUAUGGUUGGUUACAUAGAGCAUUAGUUUCAUGUGCUGAAGAAUUAUGUUUAGGCAAACCAACAAGAAAAUAUGUUACAGCGAUAUUAAAUAAAAUUCAAAUGUUGAAUCAUUUUGGUAUAACUCCAUAUUUUGUAUUUGAUGGAGCAUCAUUACCGACAAAGCAAGAAACUAAUCGAGAGCGUCAAUUGAAACGUCAAGAAGCUAAAGAAUUGGCUGAAAAAUAUAUUGCUGCUAAUAAUCAAAAAUUAGCUUAUAAACAAUAUAUGAAAGCCGCUUAUGUUACUUCACAAAUGGCAAAAUCAGUAAUGUGUGAAUUAGAUAAUCUUUCCAUUAAAUAUAUUGUUGCUCCAUAUGAAGCUGAUCCUCAAAUGGUUUAUUUAGAAAAAAUGGGAGUUGUUGAUGGGAUAUUAAGUGAAGAUUCUGAUUUAUUAAUAUUUGGUUGUAAGAAAUUAAUUACAAAAUUAAAAGAUGAUGGGACUUGUGUUGAAAUAAAUCGUGAUAAAUUUGAUAAAGUAAAAGAAAUUCCUUACUUGAAUCAAUAUAAUAUGGAACAAUUAAGAUUAGUUGCUAUGCUUUCUGGUUGUGAUUAUACUAAAGGAGUUCCUGGUAUUGGGUUAAGAACUGCUUUCCAAUUAGUAAGAAAAUAUAAUAAUUUCACCAAAGUAUUGAUUGCCUUAAGAUCAAUGGGGAAAAAAAUCCCCGAUAAUUUCAUUGAUGAAGUUAAACUUGCCAAUUUAGCAUUCCAAUUUCAAAAAGUAUUUGAUCCAACAAAUCAAAAAUUAACAACCUUAAAUGAAUAUCCUCAAAAUAAUAGGGAAGUAGAUGAUUAUGAUGAUGAAACUUUACUUGAAAAUUGUUGUGGGAAAACUUUUACAGAUGAAAUUUAUCAAAAAUUAUGUAAUGGGAAAAUUCAUCCUAAUACUCAUGAAAUAUUGGUAUCAAGAGAACAAAGUUUAACGGUUUUGAAAAGUGAAUCAGUAUAUUCCCCUAAUAGUCAACAAAUUGAAAAGAAUUAUAAUCAAGCAUCAAAUGCUACCAUUGCCCAUAGAUCCCGAUCAGAAGGAGCAAUUUGUCAAGCAGGUAAUGGUAAAUCCAUACUUGAUUUAUUAAGUAUUUCCAAAAAAGUGACUAUAACCAAUACCACUACCACCACUGCCAACGGGUCCCAAUUAGAGAGUUGCAAUAACGAUAAACAAAUGAAAACCCCUGAAAGGAAACUUUUGAAACGAUCAGUAAAAUUUGAAGAAAUUAAAUUAUCCCCCACAAGUAAGAAAUUAAGAAAAUUAGUAGCAACAGCAACCACAACCACAACCAACGAUACAUCUGCAGCAACACCAAGUCCGAAUGUAACUACCAGUAAGUUUUUCACCCCUAAAUCACAUCCUAUCGAUAAAAUUCAACCAGCAAACCCAACAACUAAAGAAAAUCUGAUUAAACCAGAUUGGGAUUCAAGUUUGAUUGAUGAUUCUGAAAUUACUGAUUACGAUCAAGCACAUCAUCAUGAGUCACUGGAUAAACCAGUGGAUACAAAGAAUAUACUAGAUGAUUUGACUGAUAAUGAUAACGACCAUGAGGAAGAGGAAGAGGAAACUAAUUUCAAUAAGAUUAAAUUAGAUCCUAUAGUUGAUCUCAAACAAUCACCACAAAGUGAUAAUGGGUUUGAUAUUUGUUCUAAUGACGAUGAAAUUGAAGAAUCUCCAAUCAAAAAUCGAGUUGGAACAGUUGUUGGUGGACAAGAACAAGUUCGUACCCGAUUAAUUGCAUUAAAAGAAUCAUUUCUGUAUCAAUCAACAACAACUAAAUCAACUCAUCAAUUCCUUAAACCCGAUAAACCAAAUAAUGAAAGGAAAAGAAUUCCAUUACAACCUAAAAAUAUAAAUCAGAUACAACAAAAAUCACCAACUAAAUCAAUAAAGCUCAAUCGAAAAGUAGAUCAUCGACAUCAGGGGUACCGUAAUAAUAACAAUGUUGAUAUCCUGAAAGCAGUAUCAACUGUAAAUUCUAGAAGUACUAUAGAUAUUAGACAAUUUGCAUAUAAAAAACAACAAACCUAA
Molecule: messenger RNA, 2148 nt
Organism: Candida dubliniensis CD36
Lineage: Eukaryota; Fungi; Ascomycota; Pichiomycetes; Serinales; Debaryomycetaceae
Gene: EXO1
Product: Rad2 family nuclease
Exons: 1
Coding region: 1-2148 (715 amino acids)
Biological process (GO): DNA recombination; mismatch repair; DNA double-strand break processing
Cellular component (GO): nucleus
Molecular function (GO): metal ion binding; 5'-flap endonuclease activity; 5'-3' DNA exonuclease activity
Source: RefSeq, a predicted model, not a curated record